Messenger RNA from Puntigrus tetrazona (Sumatra barb), 2308 nucleotides. It is a transcript of the gene rhcgb, whose product is annotated as Rh family, C glycoprotein b. Gene Ontology annotation, biological process: ammonium homeostasis; ammonium transmembrane transport. The transcript is spliced from 11 exons. Gene Ontology annotation, cellular component: plasma membrane. The record is from RefSeq and is a predicted model, not a curated record. Gene Ontology annotation, molecular function: ammonium channel activity. NCBI's taxonomy places the organism in Eukaryota, Metazoa, Chordata, Actinopteri, Cypriniformes, Cyprinidae. Bases 22 to 1482 code for a protein of 486 amino acids.
GUCGCAUUACACACUGCAGUCAUGGGCAACUGCGCGGACAGCUUCAGCAUCUGCGACCAGCCGAAGAACACCAACAUCAGGUGGAGUUUACCCGCCGUGUGCUUCGUCUGGCAGCUGUCUAUGAUCAUACUUUUUGGGGUGUUCGUGCGGUACAACGUGGAGGCAGAUACUCACUGGGUUGACUUCAGAAAGGAGAAUAAUAUCACAAGUGAUGUCGAGAAUGACUUCUACUUCAGAUAUCCAAGUUUUCAGGAUGUUCACGUCAUGAUCUUCGUGGGCUUUGGCUUUCUCAUGACCUUCCUGAAGCGCUACAGCUUCGGCGCCGUGGGAUUCAACUUCCUGGUGGCGGCUUUCGGCAUCCAGUGGGCUCUUCUGAUGCAAGGCUGGUUUCAUUCCCUGGACUACACCGACGGAAAGAUCAAGAUCGGUAUAGAAAACUUGAUUAAUGCAGAUUUCUGUGUGGCGGGUUGUCUGAUCGCCUACGGAGCCGUUCUGGGGAAGGUCAGUCCCGUUCAGCUGCUGGUGAUGACCCUGUUUGGCGUCACGCUGUUCGCCGUCGAAGAGUACAUCAUCCUGAACAUCCUACAUGCCAAAGAUGCCGGGGGCUCCAUGGUGAUCCACACUUUUGGAGCUUAUUAUGGUCUGUCCAUUUCGUGGGUUUUGUAUCGGCCUAAUCUGGAUAAGAGCAAGCAUAUGAACGGGUCUGUGUACCACUCAGAUGUGUUUGCCAUGAUCGGCACCCUCUUCCUGUGGAUGUUCUGGCCGAGUUUCAACUCCGCCAUUGCCGAUCACGGAGACGGUCAGCACAGAGCUGCCAUCAACACCUAUCUGGCCUUGGCCUCCACCGUCCUCACCGCGGUUGCCAUAUCCAGCCUGUCGGAGAAAACCGGGAAGCUAGACAUGGUUCACAUCCAGAACUCUACACUAGCAGGUGGGGUUGCUGUAGGAACAGCGGCUGAAUUUAUGCUGUCGCCGUACGGUGCUUUGAUUGUGGGUUUCUUCUGUGGCAUCAUAUCCACAAUGGGCUACGUUCAUUUCUCGCCGUUCUUGGAGGAGAAGCUGAAGAUUCAGGACACCUGUGGCAUCCAUAACCUGCACGCUAUGCCAGGAGUCAUCGGAGGAAUCGUGGGUGCCAUCUCAGCCGCUGCCGCCUCCACAACUGUUUAUGGAGAUCUAGGGCUGGAAAAUACGUUUGACUUCGUUGGACCUUUUGCCAAACGCGUACCCACUAUCCAGGGCGGAUAUCAGGCGGCAGCGCUGUGUGUGGCCUUGUGUUUUGGAAUCGGAGGCGGCAUAUUUGUUGGCCUGGUUCUGAAGCUGCCCAUCUGGGGCGAUCCUGCCGAUGAGAACUGCUUUGAUGACGAGAUCUAUUGGGAGGUUCCUGAAGACGAAGAAAGUGUUCCUCCCAUCCUGGCCUACAACAACCACAUGGUCCCCAACAAAAAUGACGUGAGAGAGACGAACUUCGUGGAACAGCAUUAAUACAAGGACUCAAACAUCUGCUUUCCUGCUGCUCUCCCUCAAAAUAACAAUACUCACUACCCGCCAAAAUCACCAACCGAGGGACUUUCCUUCUGCUUUAUAUGAAGCACAUCUACAAUAUUUUUAUGAUGCAGAGAAUACAUCAAUUCAUGCCAGCUGAGAUGCAGAUAUCUGCAUGUGAUAUGCAAAUGUCUGCAAAUAUCUGCAUGUCAGAAUUAAGAUCGUUCAGAAUGAUAAAAGAUCAGUUAAUUUAUUUUUCUUAAAAAUAAUAAUAAUAAUAACAAAAUAAUGGGAUGUUUUCUGAUUAAAGUGACUUUUCCUGUGAAUGUGUACAGAAGAAAAUGUGACCAAAAAACCUCGAAACCUCGAAGCUGUUACAUUUUUAAUGGAAAUGAUUUUACAGGUGUUAAUUUCAUCUUUUGUUACCCGAGCCUUCUUUGAUCUUUAUAAUGUAACUGAUUAGUUUUUUAAGAUUAGAAAUAGUUAAUUUUGUAGCCGAAAGUCCGUGCAUUGUAUCCACAUUAUUUUUAAAAGCAAAAAUCUUUUUUUUUCCUGAUGUGCGUGUCCAUGUCAAUCAGCAUGCGUGCAUGACGUCUCUAAAUCAAACGUUACUCAUUUUCUUGAUGCUUUAACAAAUUUGUCCAAACCAUAGCAACAGUGUGAUACGAGUAUGUAAAUAUUCCUAAAAUGUGUUUCCUUUUCAUAUGCAUUUAAUGUUUUGUCUUUUGUGUGUUAUCUUUGCUUUAAUAUUCUGCAAAAGCAAAGAAACCAAUAUUAAACCUUUUGACUACUGUCUAAUUUCAGAUUAAAUUAUUAUUGUGAUUAA